This is a messenger RNA of Dentiscutata erythropus, 1140 nucleotides long. The record is from the annotation of a GenBank genome assembly. Lineage: Eukaryota; Fungi; Glomeromycota; Glomeromycetes; Diversisporales; Gigasporaceae.
AUGAAUUCACCUGAUGAAGAAUUGAAUAAGCAGCAAACACAAGAUAACAUUGGUGAAAAAACAAAAUAUAGUCAAGAGACACCAGUUGAUAAAACACAAACAGAUUUAAAUAAUAAUGUCGCUCGAUCGUCAAUAGAAUCCUUGCUUGGUUUUGUUACACCAAAAGAUGAUGCUAUUCACACCAAAGAAGAUAAAGUCGAAACAAAAUCAAAUUCAAGUAUACCCAUAAUUGGAGAUACACCCGUAAUUGAAGAGACACCCAUAAUUGGAGAACCAUCCAUCAUUGGAGAGAGGAAAGAAUCGAUUAUUAACGGAAAUACAUAUAUCACUUUUACUCCACAACCCAAUAAUACACAGAGUUCACAUAAUGUACAAAAUGUUCUCCAUUAUUAUCAUGCACCAUCGCCUGAACCUUCACAGUCACAGACCAUGACACCCAUCAGAUCAAUCUGUAGUGUUAUUUCACCUUUAUCUUCACAUACACCAACACCAACGCAACAACAUAUAUCACCGAGAUUACACACGACAGAACAAAAUUUAACAACAGAUAUGAACGUUUCACGACAAGAACCUCAUGCGAUCUCAUUUUAUCCUCAACAUAUGCAUAUGUCAAUUCAACCUACAGUUUCAAAUGCUUAUUCACAUAUCCAAUAUGAACACGCAACGCAUGCUACAACGACGAUGAAUCAACAACAUAUCUUACGUCAUCACCAACUUGGCCAAUCACCUGAAACACAAGUGACUCAACAGCCUCAAUCUAUUCUUCAACAUUUGUCAGUGCAGACAAAUUCACAUAGUAUACCUACACUUCAUUAUCCAAUCACGAAUCAACAAAUAAAAACUCAAGCUGUAUCAGAGGAAGAGCGCCACAGGCGACGUCUCGAACGUAAUCGAAUAGCAGCUCGACAAUGUCGAGAACGCAAAAAAGCUUAUGUCACAAAUUUGGAAACUCGAGUCACAAGACUUGAAGAAGAAAAUUCAAGAUUACGACAACAGCUUGGAAAUUUACAAACAAAAUUGAGUUAUUGUCCAGCUGAAGUUCAAGAAACUUUGAGACUGUAUUGCUUAGUUGAAGACUUGAAAGAGAGAUUAAGUAACGGGCAAACAAUAAAGACUGAUCCUAAAAUCGGUGGGACAUAG